Molecule: messenger RNA, 1618 nt
Organism: Ostrinia nubilalis (European corn borer)
Lineage: Eukaryota; Metazoa; Arthropoda; Insecta; Lepidoptera; Crambidae
Gene: Rab40
Product: ras-related protein Rab-40C
Exons: 5
Coding region: 429-1298 (289 amino acids)
Biological process (GO): protein localization to plasma membrane; intracellular signal transduction
Cellular component (GO): synaptic vesicle; endosome; plasma membrane
Molecular function (GO): GTP binding; GTPase activity
Source: RefSeq, a predicted model, not a curated record
CAGAUUAUAACAUGGAAUUGCUCACUCAUUCAUUCUGUAAUUCAUUAUUUUUCUUGCCAUGUUAUUUGGGUUGUUUUUGUGUCGUGAAGAAAGAUUUAUUGUAAUUUAUCCUAGAAAAUCCGAAAUAAAGUAACAAUAUCAUAAGUUCCACCUAUUUGAACCUUCCUAGCGCGCUGAAAUAAGUCUACGAUGAAGAUACAAGUGUCGACCUUGUAUACCAACGUCUAUGUAUUUUGGUUGGCACAGUGAAGAAAAAGUGAAUUACUGUAAUUAGAAAAGCUGCCUUUUUGUCCUCAAUCGAAUUGUAACGAUGUGUUAUUUUGUGUAAAAUAUAACCGAACUAGUCGACUAAGAAGAUCAGUUUUACGCAGUAUUAUGUGUAUAGUGUGUGGUAAAGACCACCUGGAGUUCAGGCCUGUAACUUCACCAUGACUAUGUUUCCCUCGUCUGGUAUGGGCGCAGCACCUCAACAGCCGACAAAUCAAGUCGCUCAGAACGGCAGCACGACCCUACCCCGGUCGCACCAUCAAAGAACAGGUCGACCCCCGGCAGCCCCAAAGUCUUAUGACUAUCUCUUGAAAGUGUUGCUAGUGGGAGACUCUGAUGUUGGCAAACAAGAAAUAUUGCAAGACUUAGAAGAUGGCUCAGCUGAUUCACCAUUUUGCAGUGGAAGUGCAUAUAAAACCACAACAAUACUGCUUGACGGUAAGAGGGUAAAGCUGCAGCUAUGGGAUACGUCAGGGCAAGGCAGGUUCUGCACCAUCAUCCGUUCCUACUCCAGGGGUGCCCAAGGCAUCCUUCUGGUUUAUGACAUUACCAAUAAAUGGUCAUUUGAUAGUAUUGACAGGUGGCUAGAAGAAGUUGAACAGCAUGCACCAGGAGUGCCAAAGGUAUUGGUCGGCAAUCGACUCCAUCUUGCUUUCAAACGACAAGUUCAGGAAAGGGACGCUGAAUUAUAUGCUGCAAAAAAUCACAUGGCGUUUUUCGAAGUCAGUCCCCUAUGUGACUUUAAUAUCAGAGAAAGUUUCUGUGAAUUGUCCAGAAUGGCGUUACAUCGUAAUGGAAUGGAAAGGCUAUGGAGAAGUAAUAAAGUGCUAAGUCUCCAAGAGCUGUGUUGCCGUGCGAUAGUCGCGCGCACGUGUGUGUACGGCUUAGAGCGGCUCCCGUUGCCGACGGCUCUGAAGUCGCACCUCAAGUCGUACGCCAUCUCCGCCGCGCCUUCUCGCCGCCGCGCGCGACCCACCCCCCACCACACCCGCCUCAACUGCACCGGAAGAAACUCCUGCUGCAUUUCGUAAACACUACGGAAUAGAACCUAAAGGUAGACAUUUUCUGCAUCUCAACGGUAUUCCUUUACGGAAGUUAAAUGAUACAUUCAUAGAUAUCGAUACGAAAUUACUUUUACGGUGUGACUUGAUAGCCAUCAUGAUUGCAUGAAGAGAUUUUUAAGUAACAAUCAAUAAUCCUGAUAAUAACAGUGAAUUACUGUUCCUAGCUUUUAGACGCCCAAAUCUGUCUGUGAAGCGGUGCUAAAAUGAAUGCUGUCAUCAGUCACUGUCAAACGAUCUCCGAGGAUGAUUUUAUCACUAAAAGAAACAUCAGUCACCAUAAUAAUAUC